AGAAGCCACUUUUUGGGUGGAGCGCGCGGGUGCCAUCACGUGCAUUUGUCUUCGAGAAGUCGUGCAGGAGGUAAUUUGCAGCAACCCUUAGAAGGCAACCCAAGAUGACCGGAAGACGCAGGUCCCAUUCUGGAUCCGGCGAUAAUGAGGACAGCACUCCAGCCUCUCAUCCCACCGUCCUUCUGUCCGCCAAGAUUGAAGCCCUUCUCGGCGUCAAAGUGGUCCUUGUGGUAGGCCUCAUGAUAUAUGUGAUCCUGACGCCCGUAAAGCGUAUGCCAGGCAGGGGAAAAUUGGAGGAAUGCGACGACAUCCGUUGCUACGACAUUCGUCGCCAGAUGCUCACCACGAUGAAUCUCUCUGUUGAUCCCUGCGACGACUUCUACAGCUUUGUGUGCGGCCAAUGGUCCGAAUGGCAUCCAGGUAUCCCCGACCAGAUAGAGCUGAUGCAGAACUACGUGAAUGAGUUGGUGCGCGACAGCAUCAAGAACUAUAAUGGCAACGCGAAGGAUCCCGAUGGACCCCUUGACAAAGCAGUCCUCCUCUACACGCAGUGCACGCAUAUUUUCCUUGAGGGAAAAGAGCAGACGACCGCAUUGCGCCAGUUCCUCCAUGACUUGGGCAUGUCCUGGCCGAACACUACCCUCUCGAACGCGACACUCGUGGACGUGCUCGUGUCCCUGUCGCUCUCCUGGCUCCUGCCAGUGCUCGUCAACGUUGACUUGGUUCCUGACACUCCGACGAAGCGCAUCAUUAGCAUCGGCACGGACAGGAGACACGAGCAGUGGCUCAGCCAUAGAGCGAACUAUCUGGACGGUCACAAGACACAGCGUGUUAUCAUGGAGUUCGCCGAAGCUAUCAGUGGGGGCUGCGCCUCCGAUUAUGCAGACUUCGCCAAUGAAGUUCUGCGUGCAGACGUUGACAUUGCGGUCCGUUGGGUAUUAGGCACUAUCCAACGUGAAACCCCACAACGGCUCACCUUCGCAGACCUGGACGCUAUGAACCACAGUUCGGCGGUUUGGUUGUCCGCUAUAAAUGCCAACCUGCCUAACGACACCGCGAUGACUCCGACGGAUGAGUUCCUGCUCGUCGACGAAGAGGUGCUCUAUUUCAUUGAGGAAUUUCAACGGGACUACAAUGAGGAGACCAGCCUGGCAGUCGUCGGCUUCUAUGCCCUCGUCCAGCUUGCCGUGGUCUCUUCAUACCAAAUGACUGACGCCUUGUUUGGUCGGCCCUAUGACAAGACUGUGCCACUGGACUACGUGGCAUACAACUGCAUUCGGGUCGCUUCAGACGUCACCUCAUUUGCUGUCGCUCAGCUAGCGUUCGGAAAAGUUCUCAAGGCCGAGGAUCUUGAUGAGGUACAGAAAUUGGUGGAUGCCAUGAACGAGCAAAUGGCCGCCGUCUACGAAUCCAGAGACAACGAGACCGUCCACAUGAUCCGCUCUCUGCGAACCGUGGUGGCUUGGCCUCCGGGUCUCAAUGGCACGGAGAACCAGGACAAGUUCUACUCGUACCUCCCAAAAUUUCAGGAACCUGUAGCGAAAUUCUACUUGAACUCAUUAUAUGGGCUGCGUAAUCGAGAAAAGAAAGAGUUGAAGCGUAGCAAUCAAAACCCGGUCUUCUACGACGAAGACCAAAUCACCGUGCUCCUUAGGGCUGAGCCUGGUUAUGAUCCUCCUCGCAACGAGCUCCUGGUUCCUCCAGCAGCGAUCGUGCCGCCCUUGUUCCUAUCGGGACAUCCGGCGUUCAGCUACGGUGCUUUAGGGCAUACAAUCAGCCGAGAACUUUGGCUCGCGUUAGUCAUUAACUACUCACCUCAAAGCACCGUGAUGAACAACACCGUAGGAGGACAAGAACAGUGUCUUCUCGACUUCUAUAAGGACCAAGGUGUGAAACCGGAUGACCUGGCCAUGCAGGAAAUCAUUGCCGACACCUUAGGCAUGGCUAGUGGCCUCGGGGCGUAUCAAACCAGCGCCAACGAUACGUCGGAAGUGGCAGGUUUCAGUGGGCAACAGCUGUUCUUUAUCAGUUCCUGCUUUAAGCUGUGCUCCGAAAACAGUACCGAAAGCAGUGGUCGCUACGCUGCGCCGCAGGUUAGAUGCAACGGGCCGCUAAUGCUGUCAGAGGCAUUCAGCAAGGCAUUCGGUUGUUCCAAAAAGGCUGCUAUGGCGAAAGCACUGGAGAAGCACCAGGAAUGUGCUGUCCUGGGCAAUUCUACUGCUGAGCCGCCGGUGCGCCGUCGACUGGGCCCCAAGAAGCCGGUACCGUCGCCAGUAUUGUAUAAUCUGAAUCAGAAUAGUAGCGAUGUAACAGACACGACACAAAUUCUUGGCAGCACGGACAUACCUACAACUGGUACUAUGUCAAGUUCGAGUGAGGAAUAAGGCUGAAGAAAUAUCCAUAAGUGGUCAUUGAGUCGCUUAAUAAAUUCCCCAGCCAAAUUC
Molecule: messenger RNA, 2444 nt
Organism: Ornithodoros turicata
Lineage: Eukaryota; Metazoa; Arthropoda; Arachnida; Ixodida; Argasidae
Product: neprilysin-11-like
Exons: 7
Coding region: 105-2384 (759 amino acids)
Biological process (GO): protein processing
Cellular component (GO): plasma membrane
Molecular function (GO): metalloendopeptidase activity
Source: RefSeq, a predicted model, not a curated record